Messenger RNA from Meyerozyma guilliermondii ATCC 6260, 1443 nucleotides. RefSeq names its product glutathione synthase (gene GSH2). Gene Ontology annotation, biological process: glutathione biosynthetic process. Gene Ontology annotation, cellular component: cytosol. Lineage: Eukaryota; Fungi; Ascomycota; Pichiomycetes; Serinales; Debaryomycetaceae. Gene Ontology annotation, molecular function: glutathione binding; ATP binding; glutathione synthase activity. Bases 1 to 1443 code for a protein of 480 amino acids. The record is from RefSeq and is a predicted model, not a curated record. The transcript has a single exon.
AUGGUGAAGGAAGUUCCACUAUUGCUGCCUUCACAGCAAAAUGAGCUCAAACAGGCACUCACACAAUGGGCAUUGACCAACGGGCUUACUAUGUUUCCUCCUAACUUUGACGAGAAUGUCACGGCAGCUGCACCAGUUACGUUUUAUCCCACUCCGUUUCCCCACACUGCAUUUAAAACGGCCAUUGACGUCCAGAAAGUGUUCAAUGAGCUUUAUAUCGGGGUGGUCUCGCGCCACAAGACUUGGUUGUUGGAAAUCCUCGAGACUUUGGCCCAGUUUGAUCAGGAUUUUACCGGUAAACUUUUUGAAAUUUACUUGAAAUCACUUGUGGAUGACAAAAGUGUCCAGCCGGUGUCUUUAGGACUAUUUCGGUCGGACUAUAUGGUGAAUCAAGACGAUGAGGUGAAACAGGUCGAGUUCAACACUGUUAGCGUGAGUUUCGGUGGACUUUCAACCAAAGUUGGACAAGUGCAUCGAUACUUGAAUCAAGGUGGAUUCUACGAUAAUAAGUAUUCGUCCACGUAUUAUGACGAUGACGAACUACCAGUCUCAAACUCAGCUUCGGAACUUGCUCGUGGUCUUGCUCAGGGCGUAAAGCAUUAUUCUCUGGGUAACACUGUGGUGUUGGUAAUUGUUCAACCUGGCGAGCGCAAUGUCUUUGAUCAAAAACACAUUGAAUUCAAUCUUUUGGCAGAGUAUGGGAUCCGGUCUGUUCGUAUGACUUUGGAAGAAGUUCAAACCAAAACAACUAUUAACCAACACAAGUUGUACAUCAAACUGACCAUGGAUGAAGUAUCGGUGGUAUAUUAUAGAUCCGGCUACGCACCCAGUGAUUAUUACAAUGAUCAGAUUUGGGACGCUCGUCUUUACUUGGAGAAAAAUAUGGCUAUAAAGUGUCCUUCUGUGCUAACUCAGCUUUCAGGUGCCAAGAAAGUACAGCAACUUCUUACUCAACCAGAAAUUAUAAAGAGCGUGCUUCCAGACUUGGUUGAUGCGGACCUUGAAAAAUUGGUGUCCACUUUUGUCAAAAUAUAUCCACUUGACGAGUCAGAAGAAGGUACUUAUGCAAAGAAAGAGGCAUUGGAAUCUCCUGGCAAAUACGUUUUGAAGCCUCAGAGAGAGGGAGGUGGUAAUAAUAUCUACAAGGAAGAUAUACCCGAUUUUUUGUCAAAAUUGAAUGAAAGCGAAUGGGGUGCCUAUAUAUUGAUGGAGCUCAUUAAACCUGCCAACCAUGAGAAUGUGAUCUUGAGACAAGGUGAAAUCAUUAGUGACAAUAUAAUAUCAGAAUUGGGCACCUUUGGCACGGCGUUGUUCAACGAAGAUAGCGGAGAGAUUUAUGAGAAUGAAUAUGCCGGUUGGUUACUCCGGUCCAAGGUGAGUUCCAGUGAUGAGGGAGGUGUGGCUGCCGGUUUUGGAUGUGUAGACAGUGUCUACUUGUUCUGA